Molecule: messenger RNA, 985 nt
Organism: Chrysochloris asiatica (Cape golden mole)
Lineage: Eukaryota; Metazoa; Chordata; Mammalia; Afrosoricida; Chrysochloridae
Gene: PBK
Product: PDZ binding kinase
Exons: 7
Coding region: 17-985 (322 amino acids)
Biological process (GO): protein phosphorylation
Molecular function (GO): protein serine/threonine kinase activity; ATP binding
Source: RefSeq, a predicted model, not a curated record
AAGAGUGGUUGUUAGAAUGGAAGGAACAAAUAAUUUCAAAACUCCAAGCAAAUUAUCGGAAAAAAGGAAAUCUGUACCAUGUUCAACUCCAUGUGUAAAUAUUCCUGCCUCUCCAUUUAUGCAGAAGCUUGGCUUUGGUACUGGAGUAAAUGUUUACCUUAUGAAAAGGUCUCCAAGAGGUUUGUCUCGUUCUCCUUGGGCUGUGAAAAAGAUUAAUUCUAAAUGUAAUGAUCAUUAUCAAAGUAUGUAUCAAAAGAGACUGACUGAUGAAGCUAAUAUUUUGAAAAACCUUCAUCAUCCAAACAUUGUAGGUUAUCGUGCUUUUACGGAAUCCAGUGAUGGUAGUCUGUGUCUUGCUAUGGAAUAUGGAGGUGAAAAGUCUCUAAAUGACUUAAUAGAAGAACGAAAUGAAGACACCCGAAAUCCGUUUCCAGCAGCCAUAAUUUUAAAAGUUGCUCUGAACAUGGCAAGAGGCUUAAAGUACCUGCACCAAGAAAAGAAACUACUUCAUGGAGAUAUCAAGUCUUCAAACGUUGUAAUUAAAGGUGACUUUGAAACUAUUAAAAUUUGUGAUGUAGGAGUCUCUCUACCAUUGGACGAAAAUAUGACCGUGACUGAGCCUGAGGCCUGUUAUAUUGGAACUGAGCCAUGGAAACCCAAAGAAGCUUUGGAGGAAAAUGGUGUUAUUACCGACAAAGCAGACAUAUUUGCCUUUGGGCUUACUCUGUGGGAAAUGAUGACUUUAUCUAUUCCACACAUUAAUCUUUCAGAUGAUGUUGAUGAAGAUAAAACUUUUGAUGAAAGUGACUUUGAUGAUGAAGCAUACUAUGCAGCUUUGGGAACUAGGCCACCUAUUAAUAUGGAAGAGCUGGGUGAGUCAUACCAGAAAGUGAUUGAACUUUUCUCUGUUUGCACUAAUGAAGAUCCCAGAUCCCGUCCUUCUGCAGCACACAUCGUUGAAGCUCUGGAUAUGAAUGUAGAGUGA